CUAAUGGUACUUUCCAACCUCAAAGAACUAUGUACCAUAAUGGGGAUCUAAUUCGAGUUCAGUGUGACAGCGGAUUUACACUUGAAACAGAUAAUGGAGGAAAGGUGGUUGAAUGCACAAAGAAUGGAUGGUCACCUUCACCGAAAUGUGUCACAAAGGGCUGUGAUUAUAUCCGUAUAGAAAAUGGAAGAAUGACUGAAUAUUUGGAAUGGUACAAACCAUUUCCAAAAUGGGAGGGACAAACAAUUGACUUUCGUUGUGAUCAUGGUUUUGUGCCUGCGAACCAGCAAACAGGGCAAACAUGGCAAAGGGCUGCAUGCAUCAAUUCCCGCUAUGUCCCAGAACCAAAGUGUUUGAAAAUAUGUGAUCCUUCUAUACAUUUUGAUCAUGGUCGCUUCAUUCACCAUGACUACAUAUUAGAAGGUAACAACAUUACAUUUGUUUGUGAUUCGGGAUAUUCUCCUGCAAACCAACAAUCAACAAUUACUUGCACCCAAAAGGGGUGGUCACCUGCUCCAAGAUGUAUCCUGACAGAAAUUCAACUGCAUGGUAUCCCUGAGUGUAUAGUUUCGGAUUGA
Pseudonaja textilis is the source of this 578-nucleotide messenger RNA. The record is from RefSeq and is a predicted model, not a curated record. Lineage: Eukaryota; Metazoa; Chordata; Lepidosauria; Squamata; Elapidae.